Molecule: messenger RNA, 523 nt
Organism: Triticum aestivum (bread wheat)
Lineage: Eukaryota; Viridiplantae; Streptophyta; Magnoliopsida; Poales; Poaceae
Product: auxin-induced protein 15A-like
Exons: 1
Coding region: 96-404 (102 amino acids)
Biological process (GO): response to auxin
Source: RefSeq, a predicted model, not a curated record
GCUAGCAACUACUGAUGAACUCGCUCACACUGACACUGGCUAGCAAUCGAUACUGAAGCAAAUACUAGUAGCAUUCGAGCUAGCUGAUCGAUGCCAUGGGUGGGAAGCUGCAGCAGCUGAUGUCGAGGCUCCACCUGGCCAAGGGCGGCGGCGGCGGGAAGGGCGGCGGCGCGGUGCCGAGGGGCCACUUCGCGGUGUACGUCGGCGAGGCGAGGGCGCGGUUCGUGAUCCCGACGGCGUACCUCAGGCACCCGUCGUUCGUUGCGCUGCUGGAGAGCGCUGAGGAGGAGUUCGGCUUCGACCACCACGGCGGCGGGAUUAUCAUACCGUGCUCUGAGAGCGACUUCGUUGAGCUCGUCGGCAGCCUGAGCUCCUCGUCGCCGUCGUCGUCGUGGCGGCAUUGAUCGCUGCUCGUUUCUUCCUGGCGAGGAGAUCUUGUUAAUUCUUUUUUAGUUCGUGGCAUUGACAAUAUGUACAUAGCUUUUUUUACCGUCGUGGCAACUUUGCAUGAGCCAAUGCUCCA